Molecule: messenger RNA, 1135 nt
Organism: Saccostrea echinata
Lineage: Eukaryota; Metazoa; Mollusca; Bivalvia; Ostreida; Ostreidae
Product: eukaryotic translation initiation factor 3 subunit I-like
Exons: 8
Coding region: 71-1039 (322 amino acids)
Biological process (GO): cytoplasmic translational initiation
Cellular component (GO): cytoplasm; eukaryotic translation initiation factor 3 complex, eIF3m
Molecular function (GO): protein binding; RNA binding; translation initiation factor activity
Source: RefSeq, a predicted model, not a curated record
UAAGAACGACUUAACCAAAUUUACGAGCCAUUUGUAAUUUCCGGUCUCAUGGUCCCAGCACACUGACAGUAUGAAACCUAUCCUGUUACAUGGACACGAGCGGUCCAUCACACAAAUCAAGUACAACAGAGAGGGAGACCUGAUAUUCUCCUGUGCUAAAGACUCGCAGCCAAAUGUUUGGUACUCACUGAAUGGAGAGAGAUUGGGGUCAUUCAGGGGUCACAAUGGCGCCGUGUGGAACAUUGACGUCAACUGGGAAUCGACAAAGGUGCUGACAGCCAGUGCAGACAAUACCUGUAAACUCUGGGAUUGUGAAACAGGUAAGAUCCUGGCCUCUCUGGACACGGCCACUGCCGUCAGGACGUGUGGAUUCUCCUUCAGUGGGCGGUAUAUCAUGUACACCACGGAUAAAACCAUGGGACGCCCGUGUGAAAUCCACAUCUUUGACGUAGACGAUAUACGAAAUGGAGAACCAGCCAUGGUGAUCCCUAUCACUUCCUCUAAAAUCACGUCAGCAAUUUGGGGUCCGUACGAAGAGUACAUCAUCACGGGUCACGAGAACGGAGAAAUCUGUCACUACGACUUCAAAACGGGGGAAAAAAUCAACAGCUGUAAGGACCACAGCAAGCAGAUCAAUGACCUUCAGCUGUCCAAGGACAUGACCAUGCUCAUCUCAGCCUCCAAGGACACAACAGCCAAGUUGUUUGAAACAAAAACACUGGAGCACAUGAAGACUUACAAGACAGAGAGGCCUGUAAACUCGGCCUCUAUAUCUCCUAUCUUUGAUCAUGUGGUGCUGGGUGGUGGACAGGAGGCCAUGGAUGUCACCACCACCUCAACAAGGGUCGGCAAAUUUGAUGCCAGAUUCUAUCAUCUUGUUUUUGAGGAAGAGUUUGGACGAGUUAAAGGUCAUUUUGGUCCCAUCAACAGUACAGCAUUUCAUCCAGAUGGUAAAAGUUACAGUAGUGGGGGAGAAGACGGUUAUGUUCGUGUUCACUACUUUGAUCCAAGUUACUUUGAUUUCCGAUUCGAGUAUUAACCCAGAUCUGAUUAUAGUGACCUGAAACAGACAAUUGUCAGUGCAGACCAGCUGUGAAUAAUGUGGACCUUACAGAAUAAAUCUUGGAAAACAAAA